GCCCGGGCUGAGAAAAUGGAGACCAUGGAGCAGGAGAGAAUCGGGCGCUUGAUAGGCCGCCUGGACGACAUAAAGAAGACGGUGUGUGGGGAUGGACUGUCCCGCUGUUUGCUGUGUGGAGAGCAGCUGGGUUCACCUGGGGUCAGCUCAGUGGUGUGUGAGGACUGCAAAAAGAACAUGUGUACCAAGUGUGGUACACAGUGUGGCAGUCGGCCACGUGCUGUUUGGCUUUGCAAGAUCUGCAGAGAACAGCGAGAGGUGUGGAAGAGGUCUGGGGCCUGGUUCUUCAAAGGUUUUCCGAAACAUUUCUUGCCGUCACCGAUGCCAUUAUCCAAACCAAGAGAGGCCGGAGCCCAUGAGGCAGCAGAGCCCAAGGGGCCGCCCGCCCCUAAGCCCAGAGGGGCAGUAGCUCAAGCACAACCUGCAGGCCCAGAGCCACAGGGCCGUGCUGGUUACCCACCUGUGGCCCCGAAACCAUCAGCGGUGCCCAUGGCCACGGGCGGAGCUGGCCCUCAGGAGGUGGGGCAGGGUGGCCCUGUGGUGAUGAAGAAGACGGUUCCCGUGCAGAGCUCCAGGCCACAGCCGGCGUCAUCGCUCGCCAUGGCUCAGCAGGGUCAAGUGGCUGGAGACGGAGGUGGGUUCACCUCCGCUACAGCUCCUCCAGAGCAGAGAGCGCCCCCUGCAGUCAGAGAGGAGAGGAGGCAGCCGGCUCCUGUCCGACAGCAAGCUCCCCCAGCCGAGGAGGAGGAGGAGGCCAACGACUACGACUCUGAUGAAGCCACUACUCUGGGCUCUCUAGAGUUCAGCCUGCACUACGAACAGGAGAGCAACAGCCUCCACUGCAGCAUCCUCAAAGGAAAGGGACUGAAGCCCAUGGACUCCAACGGGUUGGCAGAUCCUUAUGUCAAGCUUCAUCUGCUGCCGGGGGCAAGUAAGUCUAACAAGCUUCGCACAAAGACCUUGAGAAACACCCGCAACCCAGCGUGGAAUGAGACGCUCACCUACCACGGCCUGACGGAUGAGGACAUGCAGCGCAAGACCCUCAGGCUCUCCGUCUGUGAUGAAGACAAGUUCGGGCACAAUGAAUUUAUUGGGGAAACCCGAGUGGCGCUGAAGAAACUGAAGAUGAACCAGAAGAAAAACUUUAACGUGUGUCUGGAACGAGUCAUCCCUACGAAGAAAACCGCAACAGCCGGGGCGGCCAGAGGCAUAGCUCUCUACGAGGAUGAGCAAGGGAAAGAGGGCGGAGAGGUAGAAGAGCGCGGCCGGGUCCUGAUCUCCCUCAUGUACAGCUCCCCGCAGAACCGCCUCAUUGUGGGUGUCGUGCGCUGCGUUCACUUGGCUGCCAUGGAUGCUAAUGGUUACUCUGACCCUUAUGUCAAAAUAUGUCUGAAACCUGACAUGGGGAAGAAGGGCAAGAGCAAAACACAAAUCAAAAAGAGAACUUUAAACCCAGAGUUUAAUGAGGAAUUCAGCUAUGACAUCAAACACAGCGACCUGGCUAAAAAGUCUUUAGACAUCUCUGUGUGGGAUUACGACAUCGGGAAGUCCAACGACUACAUCGGCGGGUGUCAGCUGGGAAUCACCGCCAAAGGAGAGCGGCUGAAGCACUGGUACGAGUGUCUGAAGAACAAGGACAAGAAGAUUGAGCGCUGGCACACCCUGUACAACGAGAACCACGUCGCUAGCGAUUAA
Limanda limanda (common dab) is the source of this 1695-nucleotide messenger RNA. Its product is annotated as rabphilin-3A-like. The record is from RefSeq and is a predicted model, not a curated record. Gene Ontology annotation, molecular function: small GTPase binding. The transcript has 15 exons. Gene Ontology annotation, biological process: intracellular protein transport. Gene Ontology annotation, cellular component: membrane. NCBI's taxonomy places the organism in Eukaryota, Metazoa, Chordata, Actinopteri, Pleuronectiformes, Pleuronectidae. The coding region runs from base 16 to 1695 and encodes 559 amino acids.